CAGACUGGUCACUAAAACUUCAUUCCAUCAUGUCAUGGAAAAGGAACUACUUUGCAUCCGGCAGCAGUGGGCUGCAGGGCAUCUUUACCCCCCGAACCAUGACGUCUAUCGCCCCCAGCAAAGGACUCAGCAAUGAGCCAGGACAGAACAGCUGCUUCCUCAACAGUGCUUUGCAGGUCCUCUGGCACCUGGACAUUUUCCGCAGAAGUUUCCGGCAGCUCACCACACACAAGUGCAUGGAGGACUCGUGCAUCUUCUGUGCUCUCAAGAGCAUUUUCGUUCAGUUCCAGUACAGCUCUGAGAAGGUGCUGCCGUCAGACGCCCUGCGCACCGCUCUGGCCAAAACCUUUCAGGACGAGCAGCGCUUCCAGCUUGGCAUCAUGGACGACGCUGCUGAGUGCUUUGAGAACAUACUAAUGCGUAUCCAUUUCCACAUCUCUGAUGAGACCAAGGAGGACAUCUGUACAGCCAAACACUGCAUUCCACACCAGAAAUUUGCCAUGACCCUCUUUGAGCAGUGUGUAUGUGGGAGCUGUGGAGCGUCAUCAGACCCGCUGCCCUUUAUUCAGAUGGUGCACUACAUCUCCACCACCUCUCUCUGUAACCAGGCUGUAAAGAUGCUGGAAUGCAGAGAGAAACCAACUCCAGAUAUGUUUGGUGAGCUGCUGAGGAACGCGAGCACUGUAGGAGACAUGCGUAACUGUCCUGGAAACUGUGGAGAAAAGCUGCGGAUUCGACGGGUUCUUAUGAACUCUCCAGAGAUCAUAACCAUCGGUCUGGUGUGGGACUCCGAAAACUCAGACCUGGCUGAAGAUGUCAUCCACAGUCUGGGCACCAUCCUGCGCCUCGGAGACCUUUUCUCCAGGGUGACUGAGGAGAAGGCCAGACAAGCAGAGCUCUACCUAGUGGGCAUGGUGUGUUACUACGGCAAACACUACUCCACCUUCUUCUUCCAGACCAAGAUCCGCAAGUGGAUGUAUUUCGACGAUGCCCAUGUCAAAGAGAUCGGGCCUAAAUGGAGGGACGUGGUGUCUCGUUGUAUAAAGGGUCACUACCAGCCGCUGCUGCUUCUCUACGCUGACCCGCGCGGCUCUCCCGUGUCCUUGCAGGACCUGACACCCCGCCUGGACCUGCACCACUACACCAAAACCUACUAUGACAGCGAGGACUCCGGUCGUGAGCCAUCCAUCUCAAGCGACACCCGAACCGAUUCUUCAACAGACAGCUACAGCUACAAACACUCGCACCAUGAGUCCAUGGCCUCACACCUCUCGUCUGACUCCCAGGGAACCAUAAUCUGCAACCCAGAGAAAACCGCGUCUCACAGCAGCCUUGACACGACAGUUUGUGGUGUAGGUCCUCUGACGGACAGCGAGUCUGUACAGCGUCACACCUCCAGAAAAUCCGCGACAACAGAAAAGAAGAUCUUGGACAGGAAGAGGAGCUCCAGCCGUCCCCGCCGAUUAGAGGAGCGAACACGAGCCUCAAAGUCUGAUGAGGUGUCUUCUGCAGGAUACCACAGUGAAGGAGAGACCCUAAAAGAGCAGCAGGUCCCUCGUGCUCCCCCUAAACCCAGCUUAAGCCGAUUUCGUGACUUGAAGGACAGCAUGAGCAGCAUCAUCCUGAACCGGCCUCUCUCGGCCGACAGCACCAGCAGCGAGUCCAGGUCCAGCUCCGGAGGAGGACGAUACAGGCCAGCCUGGAAACCUCGCCGAGAUGCUCUCAACAUCGACAGCAUCUUCAGCAGAGAGAGACGCAAGCAGGCCGGUUACAGCCCGCUGAGCACCUCCUUUCCCGAAGGGCACCAGGGGGCGCCGGCCAGCUCGCUUCAGCAGCGUGCAGGGUUUAAUGCCACUUCUGCCUCUAAGACUCUACCGUUAUCACAGGUUAGGGGGGCGGAACCUUCUCGGCUCAUCCAGAGAAUGGAGAGUGGGUACGAGAGCAGUGAGAGGAACAGCAACAGCCCCGUUAGCUUGGACAUGCCUAUAAAUGAGGGCACCACUAAUGGAUUACACAGUUAUAAAGACGCAGGUUUUAUCAAGCCUCCCGCUUAUGUCGAUCCUCCAUGGAAGAACGUCCAGAAGUCAAAGAGCAGCAGUUCCUUGCUGAAGGAUGUCAAAGCUUCUAUCAAAGGAAGCAGUCAGUUGAGUUUAGCGGUGGAGGGCCGGAGCGAGCUGGACGAGCUGCAGGAGGAGGUGGCACGUAGGGCAAAAGAGCAGGAGCUACAGAGGAGAGAGGAGAAGGAAAGAGAGGCAGCAGUAGGCUUCAACCCCAAACCCAGCAAGUUCAUGGACCUUGAUGAGCUACAGAGUCAAGGGAAGGGGGACGGCUUUGAGCGGUGCGUUCUGGAUGCUGAAGCUCUGUUAGAUCAGUCUCUGAGGAUGGAGCAGGCAGGCGAGGUCGCCACUGCACUCUCAGUAGUAAACGAAGCUGUGUCCAAACUAAGGCAUGCCAUGCAUGAGGGCAGUGCUAUCGGGCAGGGCAGAACAAUGGCUGAGGGUCGGAUGCAAAAGUGUAUGAGGAGAGCACGGGGCCUGCAGCAGCGCAUGCAACAGCAGCAGGACAAACUGCAGCAGCAGGACAAACAGCAGGAGAAACAGGAAGAACAGAAGAAAAAACUGCCUCUCAGUGAGCAGCCUGUCAAGGUCCAAAUACUUCUGACCGAAGCUCAGGAGGAGGUUGUAGAUGUGCUUUCAGAAGGUUCUUUAGGUCCACCUUCAUCUCCAGUCAUAAAAGCUCAUUCCAUUGCUUCAUCCACUUCUGAUCUCCCUUCUAACUCCAGAGAGGUCUCCCAGCGUCCUGCUUCAACUGAUAACGGACAGCAUCAGCACCCAAACCUGGACUCACAGGAACGUUCCUUAGCUGCUAGCGCCUGCUCUGUACCCAUUCCGACAGUUAGCAUUACGCCUGAGAUGCCCACACUGGCCAGAGAAAGAUUGGAUGCUUAUGUACACAGGCCGAGCCACCUGGCCAUAUCCCGGAGCCUUAGCGUCCCCCACUGUGACUUGAAAAGAUGCUCCUCCUCCUCCUCCUCUGAAAACUGUGUCCCGGAGGAGAAGCAGCACAUGCGUCACUCUCACCAGUCCUCACUUCUUAACCGUGUACCAUCACAGCAUCCUGAGACGACUCUGUCUGCCCGCCAUUCCUCCUCCUCUUCCUCCCUCCUCGGGAUACGCUCCUACUCACCAGCCAAACCCAUGCCUGUGGAGUCCUGGGCUGAAAAUGUAAACAAAUACUACAACUCCCAAAAUACUACACAGCCAUGUGGCUCACCCUGUGAGGAAGAGUUGUCUGAACUGGACUCGCUGUACAGGGCCAGCUUACGGGCUCCCAGCUUGCCUCGGAGCUCCAGUAGGGCCAGUCAACACCCGACUGGUAGACAAGGUCCCGCUGCAGCACGACGUCUCACCUCCGCACACACCGGCUCGCUUAACCGCUCCAAAACGCCCACUGCUGAGAUCGAGAGGAGUGCCUACAGGACACCGGAAUAUGUCAGCGCUCCUGUACAGAGACCUUUGUAUGACGUGCCAGUGGGCGAGGACGAAUUGUACAGUGCUGAGAAUCUGCGGCGCAUCACCCGCAGUAUGAAUGGGAACGCCACCAUAGGACGAGCCGACAACAUGGUUUCCUCUCGCAGCUUUGACCCUCCUGCCACAAGGAUCGGUAAGCAUGCCGACCCUCGGCCGAGCACGCACCACUCCGGCGCCUCCCUGCAUGCUGCACCCAUUACCCACAAUCCUUCAGUGUUUACCCAUCAGCCUCAGAAUCAAUACCUGCAUGCAGCUCAGCAGCAUCCUGCCCUACCACCACCACCACUGUCAUACCAGCAGGCUGUGCGGUCAUCUCGAGGACACCCAGGAGAUUCCCAAAAGUUUCUGGCUGUGCUUGACCGGGGUGAAGCUCUCUCGCGCUACAGUUCCCACAGCGCGGCACUAAGCUACGGCACGCUGCCUCGGGCACCCCGGAGACCUGCGCCACCCGGUCCCACCAUGCCUCCGGUCAGAGCUGGACCAGUCGCUCACUCCGAGGGCCGGAACUUCACAGACGCUCGCUACGCCACCCUGGCUUCUUCAAGCAGACCCGCAGAUGUUCCUUACCGCCAGCCUCGGCAUGCCAGCCUGCCCAGGCAAGCCUCGUCUGCUGCUCAGCCCACGCGCAUGGACAUGCCGCCAGAGGGGGACUGGCGAACCGCUAGCUACAGGACGGCUCCCUCGGAUGGCCAGGCGUCGAGAGCCCACCGCGGUACCCCGAUGCAGCUCUGCCUGCGGUGCCAGAAGAGCCCGGCUGAAUUCGUCAGCGCCUACUGUCAGGCCUGCAUGGCAUACAUUAAACACUACAGACCAACAAGCUGAGUGCUGCACUGUUUCAGAGAGAGGUCAGCAAAUGGGCAUCUACUACCUGGAAUUUAUAGGCUACAGGCUGACCAGCUGGGUGCUGGGCUAUAACUGGACAGAAGGUGUAAACAAAAAAAGGUGUUUGAAGGGGGGUCAUCCAGUUCAUUUCUUCUUUCCAUUUCUCUCAAUCUGAUAAUUUUACAUACAUCAUUACUGAGGAAGAGUGGUAUCUCAUCAGAGUUUAUGAUCUAUGAAUACUCAUG
Messenger RNA from Trichomycterus rosablanca, 4597 nucleotides. It is a transcript of the gene usp54a, whose product is annotated as ubiquitin specific peptidase 54a. Bases 30 to 4352 code for a protein of 1440 amino acids. Gene Ontology annotation, molecular function: cysteine-type deubiquitinase activity. Gene Ontology annotation, biological process: protein deubiquitination. The transcript has 21 exons. The record is from RefSeq and is a predicted model, not a curated record. Lineage: Eukaryota; Metazoa; Chordata; Actinopteri; Siluriformes; Trichomycteridae.